This is a messenger RNA of Macroventuria anomochaeta, 1146 nucleotides long. RefSeq lists its product as uncharacterized. The transcript has a single exon. The record is from RefSeq and is a predicted model, not a curated record. Lineage: Eukaryota; Fungi; Ascomycota; Dothideomycetes; Pleosporales; Didymellaceae. Gene Ontology annotation, biological process: peptide modification; carbohydrate metabolic process. Bases 1 to 1146 code for a protein of 381 amino acids. Gene Ontology annotation, cellular component: plasma membrane.
AUGGUUACAGGUGCAGCGCAGACGCAAACCAAGAGUUUACCCCGCUACUUUCGAAACAAUGCUCCGUUGGGACGACGAGAUCCUCACAAGCAACUGCUAGCAUCAUUAGAUCGACUGAUUACGGAGCAUCCACCACACAAGAUCCCACCUGGCGGUGGUCUCUACUACGGACCUAUCUCUGUGGCUUACCUUUUCUACGCUCUUCACAUUGAGUAUCCGGACCUGAAGCUGGACGACUACCCAUUGAACACGUGGUCAGCAGCCUACAUCGAGCAAGCGCAAGCAAACAUCAAGGAGUUCCCACCACCAUCACCAAGCAAAUGCGGCGUUUCAAAUGACAUCAUGUCAUUGCUGGCGCUGUACGCCGUGACUGCGAAAGAUAAAGAUACCGUCCGGGAACUCUGCGAUCAUGCGGCCGUGCUGAUUGAGCCAGAAGCAUCCAAUGAGUGGUUGUACGGGCGUGCUGGCUAUUUGUACCUGCUACGACUGGUCCGUGGAGCCUUCAAAGAUAGCAAGGAAAUCACAGAGCUCAUCGAAGAUACAGCUGAUGAGGUGAUUGCAAACAUCAUGGACAGCCCUCGACCAUGGAAGUGGCAUGGUAAGGCGUACGUUGGGGCCGUGCAUGGCGCGAUUGGGAUCAUUACGCAAAUUGUUCUUACGGACAAGUCAUGGGCGCCCAAGCUCCAGGCUGAGUUGACGGUUCUGCUCAGCUAUCAGUACGAGAGCGGUAAUUUUCCAUCGUUUCUUCCGCCAGGCAAAGACCGCCUUGUGCAAGUCUGCCACGGCGCACCUGGUGUCGUCUCUUCACUGCUCUCUAUUCGACCAUACUUCCCUGAUCUCGUAGACCGCAUCGAUAAGGUCAUAUCAAAAGCCAGGGAUUGUAUAUGGGAACGCGGCUUGUUGACUAAAGAGCCUUGUUUGUGUCACGGCAUCACAGGCAAUGCAUUGGCCCUGAAAGAAGAGCAGUUUGAGCACUUCAUGACCUAUACGACAGGCCACGAGAUCAAGUCUAUGGCAAAGGAUCACAUGUUGGAGAAGUCGGACGAUCCAUCCGCGCUAUGGUGCGGUGAGGCUGGACGUGCUUGGGCUUGGGCAGUGGCGGACAGGGGAUUGGCGAAGAGACUACUCGGCUACAACGACAUCUGA